Messenger RNA from Hylaeus anthracinus, 7831 nucleotides. Its product is annotated as serine/threonine-protein kinase atr. Gene Ontology annotation, molecular function: protein serine/threonine kinase activity; protein binding. The record is from RefSeq and is a predicted model, not a curated record. The transcript has 40 exons. The coding region runs from base 93 to 7565 and encodes 2490 amino acids. Gene Ontology annotation, cellular component: nucleus. Lineage: Eukaryota; Metazoa; Arthropoda; Insecta; Hymenoptera; Colletidae. Gene Ontology annotation, biological process: DNA damage checkpoint signaling; telomere maintenance; protein phosphorylation.
AGUCCAACAUUUAGUACAUUUAUUUCGUAUUGUUGCAACAAAAUGUUUAAUUUCAUGUGGUUCGAAUAAUAGACGAAAAUUAACAACAUAAGAUGGAAGUAACUGAUAAUUCCAUUAUUCUCCAAAAUAAUAGCAGCAUAACAGUGGCAGAUUCGGUGUGGAAAUUUAUUAACAGCCCUAUAAUUGCAAUCUUCUCUGACUUAAAAAAUGCAACCGCAGAACAAAUGCUUCGUUCCCUUUUGGAAUCGAUACUUAAAGGUUCAGCAACUUUAAUUACAGUUUUAGUUCCACCAUAUAGUAAUGGAAUUCAAAACGAAACGUUACAAAGUCAAUAUGCUGCUUUUACUACUUGGUUAUUUGGUACAAUGUUUUAUAUAAUUGGAGACCCUCUAAGCAAUGAUAUUUUAAUUAACAGUAUAGAAAUACAAGCCUGUAUGCUUAGAAUAUUAUCCAGACAUCAUGUCACAAUGUUUGAAACUAUUAGCAUUGAGUACAUGAAUAUUCUUCAAGAAAUAUCAGAAUUCUACAAAAUGAAAGAAGAUCGAGAUGAAAUUGUAUUAACUAAAUUUAAAACAGAAAGAAAUAUCAUAGAAAAUUUAGAUCUGCAAGCAUUUCCUGUUACAAUCAAGUAUUCAGAUAUACCGCUAGUACAAGUAUCAAUAUUAAAAAUUGUAACAAAGACAGGAGUCUCGGUCUGGAAUGAGAAAGCAAUUUCAGGCACUAUAUUGAAAACAAUUACUGUAUCUGUUCCAAAUGUAAAGUUUAUGGCAUUAAGUCUUAGUGUAAAAUUAAUGGAAUCUUCCUUAAUUAAUAAACAGGAACUUGAACAUUUAAUUCUCUAUGCCAUUGAGAUUGUUAAAAUAAUUUCUACAUGGGUAGAUUCGAAUGAAGUAUCAGGAAAUGAGUUACAUUCAUUUGUAGAUAUGCUUACUCAAUUUAUUCGAACAUCGCCAGUAUGUCCAAAUUCUAUUGAAUUAUGCUUUCAAGUCAUUGACCUUAUUGUUUAUGAAUUAACACGUUACAAUAAUAAUCCUGAGAGUAUAACGAUACUGAAAGAAGUAGUAUGUAACAAAAUUAAACAGUAUUUUAUAAAGGAACCAAGAAUCUGUAGUUUAUCCGAAGCGAAAAAGUUUAUCUCAUAUUUUGAACAUUGUCCAGACUUUAUUAUGAUUUUUAUUCAAUAUAUUUUCACCGAUAUUAAGCAUACUGCUAGUACAAAUAAUUUAAUUGGUGAUGUCUGUGAAUCAUGGAAUUUAUUGAGAAAUGAAUUAAUAACUGUGACACGAGAAAGAAAGUUUGAAAGAACUAUGCAUAUUUUGCGAACUUCGCAUAUUUUACAGUCUUGGUUGAAGGAAUUAAAGUUGCAAUUUAAUUUGUACACGACUGAUUUAGAUGAUGUUUUAAAGAUACUUUUGGAAACCAUAAAUUCUGGACAAUACCAGCAAAAGAAAAAUAUUUUUGAAUGUUUCAUUUAUAUGAUGGCGCACGAUGAAUCAAAUAAAGAUUUAAUUCAAAAACUUUUAAUUUUACCAUUUACUCAGCAUAUUGAAAUUCCUCAAGGAAUAAUAAAUAAUCAUGUGAAAGAAGCUGCUAGAUCUCUUGAUAUUGCAACAAUGUUAAAGUGCCUUGAAGUUCUUUGCGAAUUUGGUAAUGGAAUGGAGCGACUUAAAUUGUUAAAUACUUGCAUAUUAAAUUCUAAAACUGAGUUAGCUGUGGGAGCACUACUGAGUAGCGUUCUACUUCUGAAGAACAAUCAAAUACAAUUGGUCGAUAUGUCAAAAUAUAUUCUUCAAACUGCAUUAAAUUCAAAAGAAGAAAAAGUUCAUGAAGUGCUAGUGAUUGUGUUGGGAAAAAUCAGUUGUUAUUUGUCAGGACAUGCAGACUUUAUAAGAGAAUUAAAUAAUACAAAGUGGACGAUACACUGCAAAUGUUGUACAGACAGUUGUGCAAGUAAUUCUAAUGUAUAUCAUGUCUCUGAAGAAUACGAUUACCUCCUCAGCCAAUGUUUUAGUUUGUUAUCUUCAAAAUGCGUAUCAGUGCGUUUACGUAUUUCUGAAAAUAUUCUCUCUUUUUCGAAUCACAUAAAAUCGUUUAAUGACAAUGAAAUAGCAAGAAUAUGGUGUUCGUACAUAGAAGAUGAAAAUUCUGUGAUUCGUUCUAAUAUUGCUGAAGCAAUAAAAGGAAUAUUAAACAAUAAAAUAAAUAUUGUGGCAAAAUCUCUGGCAUACGUAGAAAAUGAUGUACCUACUUUUUUAGAUGAAUUUGUAGAUUUACUAAUUAAUACUAUAGCAAGUGCUCUUAUGAAAGCUCUAAAAAAUUCCAAUCAUGCUUUACACGAUACUUUGCUUAUUACAGCUAGAAACUGUACAAGUAUUCCAUUAUACAUAAUGGAGAGACCAAUUUUGAAUAUAUUUCUCAUUUCUAUAUUAUAUUCAACAUCAUCUCCAGCAGCAGUAGCGUACGCUACAACCGCGUAUCACGACUUUGCUAAAUUCUUAAAUGUUUCUCCUAAAGCAUUAUACGUUCGGUAUAAGAAAGACUUUAUUAAGCUCAUAAUGCAGUGUGCAGUCCAAAAUUUUAUAAAUUGUUCCUACAACAUGGCCACAUCGAUACACCGUGUUGCAAAGUGUAUUGGAUACGAGGGUUCGCGUCAAUUGUUGCGUAAAGAUGGCCAUUAUGCAAUCUGUUUCUUGCUUUCCUUCAUUGUUAAUAUGCCGAAUGCAAAAGCUCUUUUGAGUGAUAUAGCUGAAUUGAUCAGUAUGGAUGAGAAACAAAUGUUGAAAGAAUAUUUUCCUUAUAUUUGCAGUUACGCAUUUCUAAACAUGCCUCUAGCAGCUGCUACAGAAUGUUUACGAUUAGUCUCCAAACUUGCUCACACAAAUUUAUCGCUUCUGACAAGACAAUCAUUUAUGGAUAUUUUUGAAGAGCUGAUGUUAUAUUUUCACGAAUCUCCGGAAAAGAUAGUUGGGUUAUUAAAAAUUAUAUCCGAUUACGAUACUACUACAGAAAAAAAUUUUAUUACAAGAAAAGGAAUUAAAUCUUAUUUGAAUUUACGAUUGCACGGUAUAUUAGUUAACUUUGAUAUAAAACUUGGAUCUAAAUCGGAUGAACAUACACAGCAAUCUGCGCUUGCUUCGUUAGCUGCAUUAAUGCGAUAUAUGGGAGCAGAGUAUUUAACACCGUUAAGGUAUAAAAUUCUAGCAACGUUACGAACGUCGCUUGGGUUUAAAAGGCCAGGAUUUGGACUUCUCGUAUGCGAUGCAUGGAAUGCAUUUAUUCAUAACAUAGCUAUCGCAGAACUUGGGCCUUUAUUGCCUACUAUAUGCGUAUCAUUGAUAACAUUAUUAAAAAUAUAUCCAGAAAAAGUGAUUGCAAUGUUAAAGUUCCUUAUCAUCGAGUGCAAUGAAGAAAAUUCUAAUCACAUUGCAGAAUUGUUUUUUAUAGACGACAUAGACGUUCCUGGUGACAUUUCAAAUAUAAUUAAAGCGCGAAUUUUGCAAACCAGGCCCAAAGGUUUCGAAGCAAAUUUAAAGUUGUGGCUUAAACGAGUUACUCAUGAAACGGAUGAAGUACGAAUUAGGGCUUUGAUAUAUUUGCAAAAAUUUCUGGCAGAACACCGAAGCCAACUGAACGAAAUGAUUCUAAGCGAAACAGAUAUCCAUCCACUGAUCGUUGAUCUACUGGAUACGUUAUUAAUUGGAUGUCACCAUACAGAUGAAUGUAUCCGUUUAUUGUAUGGAGAAUGUUUAGGAGAAUUGGGUGCUAUCGAGCCAAGUCUUCUACCCCGGAGAAUUAUUGCCCGAGAUGACAGUAAAUUUAUUUCUGAUAUGAACGAAGAAUUCGCUUGUGCUAUACUCUUUGAGCAUGUGCGGGCAUUUCAAAUGCAAAAGAGCAGUCAGAGUAUGGACUGUUUUUCACUUGCUAUUCAAGAAAUUUUAAAAGCAUAUGAUAUUUCACCUGAAGGUAAAAAUAGUGAACUGUGGGAUAACCUACCUUUGACUACGAGACAAAUUAUCUCUCCCUUUUUAACUUCGCAUUACAAAAUAGCAGCUGUCAGCAAUGAUAAAAAGUUUCCACAUCCUAUUUAUGGUUCUGAAGCUGGUUCUUCCGUCGAAAAUUGGGCUUACAAUUGGCUUUGCAGUAUGUUUAACGACAUCUACGAUGAAAGGCUCAAUAGUGUAUUACGUGCGUGUAAAUUAGCACUUAAGCGAGAUAUAAAAAUACUCACAUUUUGUUUGUUACAUGUUGUGUCAUACAUAGUAACAAAUGCCACAGACAAAGAACAUACAAGAAUACGAGAGGAAAUGUUGACAAUAAUCGAUGUUAAGAAGAAACCCACACUUGAUCCUGAAUUGUCGCGUCAUCGACCGCUAAGACAUGGGCAUAGCGUAAAGGCAGACGAUACAAGAAUCUCUGAAGAAACUAGACGAACGCGUUGUGCACAGAUCGUAUUUUCAGUAUUAGAUCAUUUGCAAAGAUGGCUUUGGGAACAACGAUUAAAUCGUAAUCAUAAGUAUGAAGCAGUAAAAAAUUUCUGUGAGAAAUUAAAUUCAUUGGUAGUGGCUGAAGGUUGUUAUCAAUCUCGAGAAUAUCAUAGGGCUCUAAUGUAUUUAGAGCAACAUAUGGCUUCCUCUAAUAAGGGAUUAUCAGAAGCACUGGAGGGUGGAUUGCUAGCUAAAAUAUAUGCACAAUUGGAUGAGCCGGAUGGUAUAUCAGGUAUACUAGCUACUCAAGAUCAUACUCCUACGGUUCAGCAAUUAGUUUUAGCUCAUGAAGUCAAUGGACAGCUUCAGGAUGCAGCUACAUGUUACGAAAGACUAGCACAAAAAAAAACAUUAAAACAUACAUAUUUGCAAGGCAUGAUACAGUGUUACCUUGGUCUCGAUCAGCCUUUCACAGCAAAACAUAUUACCGAAGGAGUUUUGAGCAGCAGACCAGAGCUAGAACCAUUAAUGAUCGAACAUGAACCUUUUUGGAGAUUGGCACAUUUCACUAGACUUGAUGAUACUUCGCAAAAAAAUAUAAAGCAUACUUUGCUCGAAGAUUUAAAGAAAGGCGUGAAACCAGAUUUACUAUCAUUAAAGAAAAACCUAGUAUCGUUGCUAGAAGAUGCUUCACGCCCGGGAGCUUAUCAACAAUGUUACUCCUACAUCAUGAAACUACACAUAUUAAAUGAGUUCGACAAAGCAGUUUCUACCAUGUUAACUAAUAUAGAGCAACUUCCAAUGAUAUUUGAAGAGUGGGAAAAGCGUGGCCAACUCGUCAGAGCUUCGCGUGGAGUUGAAUUUGUAUUCAGUAUGCGUAGAGCAACGUUAGAUUUAGCAGUUCAAUUACAGAAAGAAAUCAACAAUAAAGAAAAUUCCAUACUUAAACAAGAAAUUGGCAAGAUUUGGCUUAAAAGCGCCAAGAUUGCGAGAAAGAGGGGAUUGCAUCAACAAUCGUACAUGUAUAUUUUAUCAGCUAGCGAUUCUUGCCCACCGCAACAACUUUACAUAGAACAAGCUCAGUUAUACUGGCAGAAAGGAUGCCAAGAAGAUGCUUUUACAACAUUAAAACGAUGCUUUUCCAGUUGCUUUCAACCCUCUGCAUAUUACAAAACAUUGGCAUCGACAGAGCGUAUAGAAGAAAGAAAACAAUGUGCAAAGGCAAAACUUUUGUAUGCAAAAUAUAAUGAUGAAACGGUUAAUGUAGAUACCGAUGCUAAUAUUAUAAAUUACAAGGAAGCUAUUGAAGUUUGGAGAGAAUGGGAAAAAAGUUUACUUUCCUGUGCACAGUAUUACGAAUCUGUCAUAAAUAGAAUGACUGACGAUGAAAAAGAUAGCAGAGGACGAGAUUUACAAGUGCACGCUAUGAAUUUUUAUGGGAAGUCACUUCAAUAUGGUUGCAAAUACAUUCAUCAGUCUAUGCCAAGAAUGUUGACUAUAUGGUUGGAUUUUGCUUCUCGCAUGACAUCCCGAACUGUACAGUAUGGUAAUCGAGAAGUUGAAAAACUUCGACGAGAUGCGUUAUUAAAAAUGACAAAAAUUAUGGAAGUAUAUCAAGAAAGGCUACCAAUAUUUAUGUGGCUGACAGCAUUCAGCCAACUCAUAUCUAGAAUAUGCCAUCCCUCUACGGAAGUGCAAAAUACUCUUUGUACAAUAGUAGUAAAGCUCAUUUAUGCAUAUCCCCAACAUUGCUUAUGGAUGAUGGCAUCAGUUAUCAAUUCUUCCUACCCUGCACGUCAAAGACGUUGUCAAGAAAUACUCAAUAACUCUAAAUUUAAAACUGCUGAAAUGACAAAACUUAUUAAAGAUUUCCACACAUUAUGGGAAAGACUAAUCGAAUUAUCCAAUAAAACAAUUCCAGAUGGCGUCAUGAGUACUACGGUAAAUCAAUUAUCGCAAAACCUUCCCCGUUUACUUUCACAUAGAGAUUUUAGCCAAAUUAUGAUGCCGACAACCAAGUUUAGACAAUUUCAUCUGCCCUCUAAGGGCGUAUCAUUGGAAAAUCACAAUCCAUUUUCAUCCAACUGGAUUCACAUAGCUGGAAUAGAAGGGAGUGUAGCCAUUAUGCCAUCUUUGCAAAGACCGCGACGUAUUGCUUUAAAAGGGUCAGAUGGUAGGCAAUAUCUUUUCAUGUGCAAGCCAAAAGACGAUUUACGAAGAGAUUUUAGAUUAAUGGAAUUCAACGAUAUUGUAAAUAAGUAUCUUCAAAAUGAUCCAGAAUCGCGACAAAGAAGAUUGUACAUUCGAACAUAUAGCGUUGUACCCUUAAACGAAGAAUGCGGUUUAAUAGAAUGGGUACCGAAUCUAGUUGGGUUUAGACCUGUUAUAAUAAAUUUGUAUAAAGAAAGAGGUAUUGCAAUUACAAAUAGAGAACUUAAGAGCAUGUUGUGCGCGUUGAAAGAUCCUCUGGAAAAAAAGAGGAAGGUAUUCUUAGAGCAACUCUUACCGCGACAUCCCUCAGUUCUUGGAGACUGGUUUCGCCUCACAUUCCCCGAUCCAUAUGGAUGGUACGAAGCACGUACCGCGUACAUUAGAACUACAGCAGUAAUGUCCAUGGUGGGCUAUAUUCUUGGCCUUGGAGAUCGUCACGGGGAGAAUAUACUAUAUGACUCUAAAUGCGGAGAUUCUGUGCACGUGGAUUUCAAUUGUUUAUUCAACAGGGGAGAAGACUUCGACUGGCCGGAACGUGUGCCAUUUCGUUUAACACAUAACAUGGUAGAUGCUAUGGGACCGUUAAAAAUUGAAGGACCAUUUAGACGUGCUUGUGAAAUAACUAUGAGGGUUCUUCGACAACAAUGUAGCACUUUAUUAAGUGUACUCACUCCAUUUGUAUACGAUCCACUUGUAAGCUGGAAUAAGAACCAUACUGGCGAAGGAGGUGAAAAAACAAAUGAAAAGGCUGUAGUACAUAUAAAGAAUAUAGAACAACGGCUAAAAGGUUUAAUACGAUCUCAUGGGAAAAAAUUAGAAAAUAUUGCCUUGAAUCUUAGUGUCGAGGGACAAACUAACCAUCUAAUUCUAGAAGCAACAAACAUAGAUAAUCUUUGCCAAAUGUAUUUUGGUUGGGGUGCAUAUAUGUAACAAGUAUUAUAAUGUAUAAAUUACCUGUAUAUAGGAAAAACAUGCAUUACAAGUAUUUAGAAUGAUACAAAUCAAUUCUUUGGUCUCAAGGUUCUGAAUUGAAACGUCGAAGCAUCAUAAAAUAUGAAAGUGCAGUACUAAGUGUCUGUAAAUGUAUGUAAAUAAAGUAAUUGUUGUAUAGUAUUGUAUACUAAGUAUUGUAAUAAUAACAAUUUUAUAUAUUUUUAUACAUAAAUUAGCAUUAAUAAAAUUUUUACCGAUGUGAA